AUGGAUGAUGCUGGGAAGAAGCUUCGACCUAUAGAAUGGGAUCAUUCUCAACUUCCUCCCAUCAAGAAAAAUUUAUAUCGUGAGCAUGCUUCUAUUACUCGGCGUGAACAAUCAGAAAUUCUUGAAUGGCUUAGAACCACUGAAGUCACUCUUGAGGGUGAUAACAUUCCUCGUCCGAUAUCCGAGUUUCAUGAGAGCGGGUUUCCACAAGAGAUAAUUGACCUUCUUUGUGCCCAUUAUCAUCGACCUACAACGAUUCAAAGCAUUUCUUGGCCCGUAGCUCUCAGUGGCCGUGAUAUGAUUUCAAUUGCAAAGACUGGUUCUGGCAAAACACUUGGCUUUAUUUUACCAGCUAUUGUGCAUACAUUGAAGUAUAAUCUUAAUCUUUUGAAUAUAAACACACAUGAAAUUUUUAGUCAGCUUCCUCGUCGUCCAAAUGAAGGGCCAACUGUUCUUGUUCUUUUACCCACUCGUGAGUUGGCUGUUCAAGUUGAAGAAGUUGCUCGUGAAUAUUGCCGUAUAAUGCACCUUGAAAUUAAUUGCUGUUAUGGCGGAGCAGCUAAGCAAGGCCAAGCAAGCGAUUUGAAGCGAGGUUUUUAA
Molecule: messenger RNA, 600 nt
Organism: Meloidogyne enterolobii
Lineage: Eukaryota; Metazoa; Nematoda; Chromadorea; Rhabditida; Meloidogynidae
Source: the annotation of a GenBank genome assembly